GAUAACUAAAUUUAAUAUUAUUGACGUAUAUUUGCUUAUACACGGACGCAAUAACACAACUCAAACAAAUAGUGACGUAACGUAACACAAUACGCAACCCGUUGCACCGGAGGUGAAUAUGCAAACUAACUUAGCGCACGCCAUUAUCAAAAGUAGAACACUUCAAAAAUGUCAAGCUAAGGCGCUGCGAUGAGUUGGUCAAUCAGGUCUAUGUCUUCAAGGUCAUUAUCUAAUCCGCGGGUCCUUCCACAGUCGGAGAGCGAGGUGCCGGCAGAGCGGCCGAGCGGGUGGGGUGACGCAGCGGCCGCCGUCACUCGCUCAGUCGUCGCGUUGCCGUGAACUUGGCCUGAUCUGGUCUGUCACACUGGCCCCGAGGCCUUAUCGGAGGCGCCGCCCACGGCCUAUAAUAGCUGGGCCGGCGUCUCCCCCUGACUAUAGAGUGGGCUGUGACUCCGUCAGACAUGUUGCGCGUCCUCUGCUUCCUCGCGGCCGUCGCCGCCGCCACCGCUUGCACGCCCUGCACGUGUGGGGUGGCUAGAGGAGCGCGUGUAGUUGGAGGCGAGGCGGUGAUUCCUGGCGAGUUCCCCUGGCUGGCGGCCCUGAAGAGGGACGGGAAAGUCAUCUGCGGAGCCACUGUCGUCGCCAGGGAUCAUCUCAUUACUGCUACGCAUUGUGUACACGGGAUAGAGGCAUCCCGUCUGUCGGUCCUUGUCGGCGAAUACGACGUGAACUCUUCGCGGUCUGACGGCUUCGAGGUGGUCCACGUGGUGCAACAUCCCGACUUCAACAGAUACACGUAUGAUUAUGACAUAGCGGUGCUCAGACUGGCAGAGCCGCUGCCUGAUAAACUGUACCGGCCUGCUUGCUUACCAGAUGCUGAAGACUUAGAUGAAGGAGAAAACGCAAUAGUCACGGGCUGGGGCAGCACGGUAGAGAAGGGCCCGUCUUCCAACAUACCGUUCAAAGCAUCAGUCAAAAUCUGGGACCAAGAAGACUGCUCCGGCGCGGGGUAUGGCAGGAGGAAAGUCACGCCGCGCAUGUUGUGCGCCAACGCUUUAGACAGAGACGCGUGUACAGGGGAUUCCGGUGGCCCACUGCUCCUGCCGCAUCCCUACUACACUCUUGUUGGUAUUGUUUCGUGGGGCCGGGGUUGCGCUAGACCAGGAUACCCUGGUGUUUAUGCCCGAGUCGGCCGCUUCCUGCCGUGGCUGCGAGUAGCACUUCGUCAUGCCUGCACCUGCCAGCCUCCCGCCUAUGGUUGAUACAAAUAUCGAUUAAAAUAACUAUCAUGUAAUGAAUAUUGAGCAUGUCCAGAACGCAUAUAAACAAAACUAUCACGAAUAUGAUAAUGGGAUUCAUCUCAAUUAGUCGAUAUCAAAAAAAUCGACUAACUGUACUAAAGAUUUAUAAAAUUCUGUACAAAUAUGUCCUGAGGCUAUAGAUAUUAGAGCCAUGAUUGCAAGAGGCAUAUUAAAAGAAGCUAAAACCGCCUAAUUCCAACUAUUGUUAAUUAUAUCGUAUAUUUUAAUUUGAUAUUUAACUUCCAAUUUAAUUAAGUUUGUACUGUGGAUUUGACUAUUGUGAAUUGUUACAUUCAAUUUGUUUCUGCAUUAUUAAUACUUUACAUUUGUUAAUGCAAUCGUCAGUAUUAUAGAGUUAUAGUAAUUUAAGUAGUUGUUUAGUAACUUAAGGCUGUGAUUAAAUUAAAACUUUGUUUUAAUAAUUGUAAAUUUAUGCUGUUAGGAAAUAUGUAAAGAACGUUAAAUUUAAGUUAGAUUACCUAAGUACAAUAAAUAAGUUUAAAAUUGAACGAAUAAAAUUGCUUGUGUCAAAA
This is a messenger RNA of Trichoplusia ni (cabbage looper), 1834 nucleotides long. Its product is annotated as transmembrane protease serine 9-like. The record is from RefSeq and is a predicted model, not a curated record. Gene Ontology annotation, molecular function: serine-type endopeptidase activity. The transcript has 6 exons. Gene Ontology annotation, biological process: proteolysis. Lineage: Eukaryota; Metazoa; Arthropoda; Insecta; Lepidoptera; Noctuidae. The coding region runs from base 462 to 1262 and encodes 266 amino acids.